AUGUUGCCACGGCCCCACACAAAGAGCACAAUGCGGUUGUUACUCAGUAUAGUGUUAGUGGCAUACGCAGCUGAAGCUGCAAAGAAAUUCGAAGGGACUUUAAGGUCAGCAGUAGACGCGCCACCUCAAGAUAAUCUUGCCAUAGAGUCCGGCUCACCGGAGCCGGCAGUAGUCGCAGCUCCAGAAAGUUAUCAGAAUCCAGGAGCUCCGCCACCUGAAGACCCAGUUUCCGAAGAGCCAGCUGAACCGUCUGCCGCCGCCGCCGUGCCCGAGACUGCCUCGGGAGGUGUUCCACCUUCAGCGCCUAGCGGGGCAUCAGCUCCAUCUGCUCCUGCCAAUUCCUUGGAGGAAUGUGAUCCCGAGAUGAUUGGAUUUGAGCUUGUCACAGGAUACGUGUUCUCGGCGCCGUCUCACAUUCUAGACGACAUCCCCGGCACACUUAUGUUGACCGACUGCCUUGAGCAGUGCCAGGCCAACGAUACCUGUCGUGCUGUCAACUACGAGACUGGACUCUGCGUUCUCUUCGGUUCCGAUGCUGACCAAUUACCUGGAGCAUUAACGAAAUCACAAUUCCCCGUAUUCACGAUUUACGCACAAAAGUCGUGUCUUGGCGUGCGUCCUUGUGAAAGGGCUUGGUGCUUCGACCGUGUACGAGGUUACCACCUCAAAGGGCGAGGCAAGAGGACACACACAGUCGGCUCAAGGCAGAUGUGCCUUGACCUCUGUCUCGGUGAAAACGAGUUUGUUUGCAGAUCGGCGAACUACAACAAUAAAACAGGGGAGUGCGUGCUCUCUAACAUGGACCGUAUUACACUGGCGGGAACCAACUCUUUCCAACCAAACGAAGACACCGACUAUUUGGAAAACAACUGUGUGGAGGAGCCUACAAAACUUUGUGAGUUCAAGAAGAUGGGUGGUCGUAUCCUAAAGACUGUGGACUCUGUAUACCAAGACGUCCAAACGGUUGAGGAAUGUCGUGAACUUUGCUUGAACUCGCCCUUCCGUUGCCACUCCUACGACCACGGUGACACUGGUGACCAUGUCUGUCGUCUGUCUCACCACUCUCGUGCCACACUUGCUGAUAUUCAGGAUCCUUACUUGGAAGUUCCUGAAGCAGCUACCUACGAACUGUCAUCUUGCUACAAUGUGUCCAUCGACUGCCGUGCCGGUGACAUGGUUGCCAAAAUUCAAACGUCUAAGCUUUUCGACGGUAAGAUCUACGCCAAGGGCAGCCCUAACUCCUGUGUCGUAGAUGUUAAACAAAGUCUUGAAUUCGAGCUGCACAUGGGAUACAAUAAUCUGGAGUGCAAUGUUAAACAGAACGGACUUGGCAGAUACCUCAACGAUGUCGUCAUUCAGCAUCAUGACACCAUUGUUACUUCCUCUGAUCUCGGCUUGGCUGUGACUUGCCAAUACGAUCUCACCAAUAAGACUGUUGCCAACGAAGUUGACCUGGGUAUCCACGGAGACAUCCAGACUGGUCUGUCCGAGGAGGUCAUUGUCGACUCUCCCAACGUAGCUAUGAGAAUUACCGACAGAAAUGGUGACGACACCAUUGCAUCUGCUGAAGUCGGAGAUCCUUUGGCCCUACGCUUCGAGAUUAUGGACCCGAACUCACCAUUCGAAAUCUUCGUACGAGAACUUGUUGCCAUGGAUGGUGUUGAUUCCAGCGAAAUUACCCUCAUCGACAGCAAUGGUUGUCCCACCGAGCACUUUAUUAUGGGACCUUUGUUCAAAUCAGCGAACAGUGGAAAGAUGCUGUUGUCUCACUUCGAUGCCUUCAAGUUCCCAUCUUCGGAAGUUGUCCAGUUCCGUGCCUUGGUAACUCCGUGCAUGCCAACGUGUGAACCAGUGCAGUGCGAUGGCGGCCCGAACGAACUCCGCUCCGUCAUGUCUUACGGACGUAGGAAGAGGCGUUCUACUCCCGCGGCACCCACAGACGAUAUGCUUCUUGUGCAGACCAUCCAAAUUACUGACAAGUUCGGUUUUGACAAACAGCGCGCUAAGAAUGUCACUGAAGACUCUGUGUACGUCAGAGAGACCGAAGUUACUUGCGUAAACGCAGCGGGAGCAAUGCUCGCGGCAGCUGCUUUCCUAGCAGCACAACUAGUCGUACUAGCAGCUUGGACCUGCAGUUGGCAGCGAAGACGCGCUGCUGCUAAAGCUGCUGAGUUGCUUCCAGGACCCAAUGCUCCCUCCGCCCUCUGCAAAGUCUACGAUGCCAGUUUUUCUCGUGCGCACCAGAGGCAUUUCUAA
Molecule: messenger RNA, 2256 nt
Organism: Spodoptera littoralis (African cotton leafworm)
Lineage: Eukaryota; Metazoa; Arthropoda; Insecta; Lepidoptera; Noctuidae
Source: the annotation of a GenBank genome assembly